UUGGAUAACGGCAUAAAAAGAGUUCCUGUAAAUAUCGUUAAAUUAACUCCCGAUGCUCGUACUCCAACAUAUGGAUCGCGGUGGGCAGCUGGUGCAGAUCUUUAUAGUGCUCAAGAUUGUGUCGUCCCUGCUAAAGGAAAAUAUUGCGUUUCAACCGAUCUUCAAUUAGAAAUACCACAGGGGUAUUAUGGUCGUGUAGCACCUCGUUCCGGGCUUGCACUCAAAAAUUUUAUUGAUGUUGGAGCUGGAGUUAUUGAUUCAGAUUAUCGUGGCAUUCUUAAAGUUUUAUUGUUCAAUUUCGAUUCAGAUGAUUUUCAGGUCAGAAAAGGCGAUCGUAUUGCUCAAAUUAUAAUAGAACGCAUAGCGCAUGGUGAAUUUAUAGAAGUAAAUCGCUUAAUAGAAACUGAUCGAAAUAUGAGUGGAUUUGGUUCAACUGGUGUUUGA
Dracunculus medinensis (Guinea worm) is the source of this 444-nucleotide messenger RNA. The record is from the annotation of a GenBank genome assembly. Lineage: Eukaryota; Metazoa; Nematoda; Chromadorea; Rhabditida; Dracunculidae.